This is a messenger RNA of Dothidotthia symphoricarpi CBS 119687, 918 nucleotides long. RefSeq names its product short-chain dehydrogenase/reductase-like protein SDR. The transcript is spliced from 2 exons. The coding region runs from base 79 to 849 and encodes 256 amino acids. NCBI's taxonomy places the organism in Eukaryota, Fungi, Ascomycota, Dothideomycetes, Pleosporales, Dothidotthiaceae. Gene Ontology annotation, molecular function: oxidoreductase activity, acting on the CH-OH group of donors, NAD or NADP as acceptor. The record is from RefSeq and is a predicted model, not a curated record.
GUGUCUUUGGAACCUCGAACAUCUCCCUCCUUGAUCAUCAUCCUCUUUUCUCCAAUCUUGCAGUGACAGUCUAUCAACAUGUCGACAGAAUUCCAAGGCAAGGUCGUCCUGAUAACAGGAGCCGGCAGCGGCAUUGGGCUCGCAACAACGCUCAAAAUGGCGUCCCUAGGCGCCUCGAUAUCCUUCUGCGACAUCAACCUGCCGAACCUAGGAAGCGCAGCCCAAGCCCUCGGCGCAACCACACCCGACCGCCCACCGCUCUGGCUCGCAGAAGAAGUAGACGUCGGCUCGGCAACACAAGUCGCCAGCUUCGUCGCCACAACCAUGGCAAAGUUCGGCAGAAUCGACUACGUCUUCAACUGCGCUGGCGUAAACCCCACGUCCAUCCCGCUGGAAACUACGACGGAUGAGUACUGGGACAAGCUCGUUAAUACGAACCUCAAGGGCGUGUUCCUCAUCACGCGUGCUUGCGUGCCGUUUCUGCAGCGUGGCGCGUCGAUUGUUAAUGUGUCGAGCAUCUGUGGACUGCGCGGCGCGGCUAUGCAGUCUGUCUACUGCGCGACUAAGUUUGGGCUUAUUGGCUUGUCGAAGUCGCUCGCGCUCGAGCUGGGGCCCAGGGGUAUCAGGGUCAAUUGCGUGGCGCCUGGGUACAUUGAUACGCCGACUAAUGCGGGAAUUGUUAGGGGAGGGGAUUCUAUAGAGAGUAUGCGCAUGGGGAACGCGCUGGAGAGGCUGGGCACGCCGGAUGAGGUUGCGGAUGUGGUGGCGUGGCUGUUUGGGGAGGGGGCAAGGUAUGUCAAUGGAGCGGUUGUUGAAGUAGAUGGCGCGUUGAGGUUGAGCAAGUCGUGAUUGAAUCCAGCAUACGACCAGAUAAUUCAAGAUGGAUGACUUGCUGGAGAGUGAAUGAAUGCACCACCC